UUGUCUUCUUCUCUGCCUCCUGAAUGUCGAAAAUUGUCAGGGACCCACAUCAUGUUGACAGAAGCACCAACAAAAUUUCUUCAAAAAUGACGAUCGGUAUGAAAUGAUUUUGAAAUGGUUGAUAUUCUACAUAGCGAUCUUUUCUUCUCUGGUGAGUUCAAGAAGUAGUGUGCAACAAGAAACGAAGCACACCAUUCGAAACCUUGGUAAAAAUAUCCAACGAAUUGAAGAAACCUCUCAAGAGUUAACAGAAAACAUAGAAAACACGAAAAUCACGUUCGAAGAAUUCAUUUCCGAAAUAUUGCGCACUUGUAGCCAAUCCGAAGUUUUCAAAAAUCCAAAGCUUGUAAUAGAAGUAUUUGAAGAUUUCUGCUACAACAUUAGUGAAGAAAUAUGGAGAGUUUUCAAAAUUUUUCUUCAAUUAAUGAAUGAAAUUUGUUUUAUGUUUCGAGGGUUAUCAUCAGAUAUAUCGAAAUUAGCCACAACAAUUUACGUGUCAACAAGCAAAACUGAGGCUAUUGUUCUCGGAAUAAAUAUAGUUUUCAAGAUUGCCUAAUGAG
This is a messenger RNA of Coccinella septempunctata (seven-spotted ladybird), 560 nucleotides long. RefSeq lists its product as uncharacterized. The transcript has 2 exons. Bases 104 to 556 code for a protein of 150 amino acids. The record is from RefSeq and is a predicted model, not a curated record. Lineage: Eukaryota; Metazoa; Arthropoda; Insecta; Coleoptera; Coccinellidae.